AUGGCAGAUACCAGCCUCACGGUGCCUUUCAAUGUGAUCAAUGAAUUCUGUGGCUUCAUCAGCUUCCUGGUGUCCUGGUUCCACCUGAACAUUCCCAGCUGGGGAGUUAUCACCACCAUUUUGGUGACCUGUUUGGUUUGCUGCUAUCUCUUUUGGCUGGUUACAAUUCUGGCCCAACUCAACUCUCUCUUUGGACCACAACUGAAAAAUGGAACCAUAUGGUACCUCAAGCAUCAUCGCCCUUGA
Messenger RNA from Bubalus bubalis (water buffalo), 246 nucleotides. Its product is annotated as V-type proton ATPase subunit e 1-like. Gene Ontology annotation, cellular component: proton-transporting V-type ATPase, V0 domain. Gene Ontology annotation, molecular function: proton-transporting ATPase activity, rotational mechanism. Gene Ontology annotation, biological process: proton transmembrane transport. The coding region runs from base 1 to 246 and encodes 81 amino acids. The record is from RefSeq and is a predicted model, not a curated record. The transcript has a single exon. NCBI's taxonomy places the organism in Eukaryota, Metazoa, Chordata, Mammalia, Artiodactyla, Bovidae.